AUGGGGAUGGGGAGCGCAGGGGAUGGGGAGCGGAGGGAUGGGGAGCGGAGGGAUGGGGAGCGGAGGGAUGGGGAGCGGAGGGAUGGGGAGCGGAGAGAUGGGGAGCGGAGGGAUGGGGAGCGGAGGGAUGGGGAGCGCAGGGAUGGGGAGCGGAGGGAUGGGGAGCGGAGGGAUGGGGAGCGGAGGGAUGGGGAGCGGAGGGAUGGGGAGCGGAGGGAUGGGGAGCGGAGGGAUGGGGAGCGGAGAGAUGGGGAGCGGAGGGAUGGGGAGCGCAGGGAUGGGGAGCGCAGGGAUGGGGAGCGGAGGGAUGGGGAGCGGAGGGAUGGGGAGCGGAGGGAUGGGGAGCGGAGGGAUGGGGUGCGCAGGGAUGGGGAGCGCAGGGAUGGGGAGCGGAGGGAUGGGGAGCGGAGGGGAUGGGGAGCGGAGGGAUGGGGAGCGGAGGGAUGGGGAGCGGGGGAAUGGGGAGCGGAGGGAUGGGGAGCGGAGGGAUGGGGAGCGGAGGGAUGGGGAGCGGGGGGAUGGGGAGCGGAGGGAUGGGGAGCGGGGGAAUGGGGAGCGGAGGGAUGGGGAGCGGAGGGAUGGGGAGCGGAGGGAUGGGGAGCGGGGGGAUGGGGAGCGGAGGGAUGGGGAGCGGGGGAAUGGGGAGCGGAGGGAUGGGGAGCGGGGGCGACUCGUUCUGCAGGCGACGCGAAGGAGGGGAGGGAGGAGGGAGGAGGGAGGAGGGAGGGAGGAGGUAGAUACAUCCUCAGUUGGUAUUAUUUCCGGGCGGGCACGGGCGGCGGCAAGAACAUGUGGCUCAUCUACCUGCCGGGCGGCGGGUGGUGUGGCACUGCCGCCCAGUGCGUGGCGAGGAGCAAGACGCUUUACGGGACCAGCACGCUGUAUCCUACCGACCCUGAACCCAACGCGGCUCUCCGUCCCCCUUUCAACGGCAUUCUCAGCAGCAACAGCACCAUCAACCCGCCUUUCUACAACUGGAACCUCGUUCGUCUCAUCUACUGCGACGGUGGCGGCUACUCGGGCACGGCAGGGAGGCUUGAGGUUGGAACCAACGGCACGGCGAUUUACCUGGAUGGGUGGAGCAUCGUUCAAGCGGUGAUUGAAGAUUUGCAAUCUAAGCGGGGAAUCAAAUCGGCAUCGCAGAUUCUCCUGUCGGGCAGCUCAGCGGGCGGCCAAGCAGUCGUGGCUCUCUGCGAUCGCAUCGCUGCCGCCUUCCCCUGGGCGCCAACCAAAUGCAUCUCCGACUCGGGCUUCUUUAUUGACUCCAAGGACCGAGUGGACUCUAAGGAUCGCGUGGGUGGGUACACGUGGCGCAAUGGAAUGAAGAGCAUUGCUGCUCUGCACAAGCCGAGAAGACAUUUCCUCUUUACCCCUUCCCCCCUUGACUCCUCCCUCCCGUCCUGCUCCCAACCUCUCCUCUACCUUUCAGACUCCAAGGAUAGAGUGGGUGGGUACACGUGGCGCAACGGUGUGAAGAGCAUUGUUGCUAUGCACAAGCCGAGCUGGCCUGCUUGUCAAGACGGUGAGAUGUGUGAUGCAUUGCUGUUAGAGAUGCGCGGAUAG
Molecule: messenger RNA, 1563 nt
Organism: Closterium sp. NIES-65
Lineage: Eukaryota; Viridiplantae; Streptophyta; Zygnematophyceae; Desmidiales; Closteriaceae
Source: the annotation of a GenBank genome assembly